Molecule: messenger RNA, 3313 nt
Organism: Bursaphelenchus okinawaensis
Lineage: Eukaryota; Metazoa; Nematoda; Chromadorea; Rhabditida; Aphelenchoididae
Source: the annotation of a GenBank genome assembly
AUGCCAUCAGCAUAUGAUCUACUUCAUAAAUUGGAUCAGUCGUGGAGAGAUCGUGAGUUUUCUUGUAUUUAUUCUUAUGUUUUUAGGAUUUCCGAUUAAAGAACAACCUUCUGUUGUGAUGCAGAUGCAACCUCUUGGACUGGUUCAUAACGAGCUCUGUUCUGCAAAGCCGCAAACCAGCUUUUAUUUAAAUCAUUUUGUCGAUGGUCAUCCAGACGAUUUUGGACACGUUAUCAGGAUUGGAGCUGAAAAUUUGAAUGAUCAACAACGUUAUCAUUAUCUAAACAACUACUUUCGACCUCCAAAGCCUCCAUUACAUGAAUGGCCAUCAGAGACAAGGAUGUUAAAUGGAAAAAGGAUUGUCAGAAGACUGAAUCCAAGUUACGAUGAAAGGGCCGAUUGUAGCUCCAUGGUUUAUUCCCCCAUGUAUGAGGGAUUGUUUUGUCGGUAAGUUCAUUAAAGUAUAAUUUGAUCAAAAGUUUUUAAUUCUUAAGGUUCUACACAAGAAAUCACGUUUACUUUAUAUUGUUUUUCAUAUAUAUUACAAUUUUUAUAUUCAUAUUGUUCAGGUAUUGUGCGUUAUUUCCUCCGAAAAAACCGCAUGGUAGUUACGCAGCCUUUAUCAAACGACCGUUCGUCCGAUUCUCUCAUAUGUUUGGUAAUGGAGGAGCUGUUAAGAAGCACAUUAGCAGAAAGUACCACCUCGAAGCCGAACAAUUAGCAGAAUCAUUCAUGCAGACAUACAAACCUCAAAUUAUUUCGCUUAGCCAUUGUAGCUAACUGUGUGCUACACAUUUAUAUUAAUUUAAUGAACGGGUAUUUUGUAAAAUAAACUGUUAAUUAUUGCGAUGAAUUGAUGUUGGGACAUACUUUAUAACUAGUAUUGUGAUACUUUGAAAUGAUUUACAAGUAUAUUUUACAGUAAAAAAGUUUUAGGUAUGUUUAAGAAGCCGUAUACCGUUAAAAGUAACACGAAUGUGAGGAAUUCAGAUAGGUAUGAGACAAUUCGUUUUUUACUGACAUAUUUAUGGUAAUUUUUUAAAUUAUUAUGGAUUUAUAAAAGAAGUAAUUGUUUUUGAUUACAGGAAAAAGCUUUUUUCUACAUUUACUCCAGAGUCUGUUGAGAAAAUUCCUUCCAAAGCGACAUUUUCCAUCUCAAAAGUGUCCAACUUCCAACAACGUGAUAUAAGUGUAUAUUUCUGUGAGAAGACCCCUUUGUUCUUCAAAGUAGAAGAUGACAACUGUCUGUAUCCUACACUAUAUUUUACGUGGAAAUGCCCUAAAGCUGUCCCUAUGUUGCUAAUUCAUCGUCAAGUUUUUGAAUUCGUACAAAAUGGUGCUGAUCUGAUGCUUCCUGGUAAGUUACGUUCAGCAUAAUAUACCUUCAAGUGUAGUUUCAUGUUUUUACAUAUAUGUAUAUUUAAGUACAAUACUGUAGAAAUUGCAAAAGAACACAAAACUGCACCAAUUUAGUACUUAAUCACGAAUAUUAUAGGUGUACAUGUCAAUCCUGACUACAAACUUCCUGAAUUUCCAGCGGAUUCUCCUGUCACAAUAGGAAUCUACUCUCCGAACGGCACCGUAACAGGCCCAGUAGCCGUGGGAGUUAGUUUAAUGUCCUCACAAGUGAUGUUGGCGUCAGGAAUGAAAGGGAGAGGUGUGGCCGUCUACCAUGUUAUCCAUGAUCACUUAUGGGAAGCUGGUCCUAAAGGAAAUCCACCGACUUUACAAUUAGAAUCUCUAUAUACACCGGUCAAUAAUAAUGCAGAAUUGGCGGAAGAAGCCUUGAAAAGCUUAACAUUUGACGAAGACGCUGUGGAGAACGCAGAAGACAAGGCUUUGGUUGAUGAAACCAAAGAUUCAAGUGCUGAAGCUAAGGAUACUAGCUCCGGGUCUUUAGACGAUACUGUAGAACAUCACGAUGAAACGGUAUGUUUUAAUAAUUGUCAUGAAAAGUAUUACUUUAUGCCGCACAGUCACAAUGACAACAUUGUUAAUUCACCCUAAUCUUACUGUAACCUUUCAGCUCAAAAAGUAUUUUUUCUGGACGCUGAAGAACAACGUAGACGCAUCUGCCUUACCCGUAGACGCUGGUCAGUUUUACGCGACAUAUCUUCUGAAGAAGCUGCCCGACGGCGUUACGAUUAAUCUGAAGAAGACUUCCUUCAAGAAGUUUAGCACUUUUUUGAAGAAGAUCAACGAAGUGAGCGACGACGAGAUAGUGAAAGUGACCACCAAAAAGGGGAUCGACUCCAUCGUCGAGGUAUGUUGUCACGACUUUAUCUAGCAACUUAUCUUGUAGUUUGUUGCUUCGAUUUCGUUUGUUUACAGAAGCUUUGUAGUGUAAUAUUGUAACAGUUACUUCCAGAUCAACUUUUCCCAUCCCCUGAUUCAAACUGCUGAACAACUACAAAGUGCUUCAGUAGAGACUGAAGCUGCGACAGUAGGGAAACCGAAGAUAUCAGAAUGCUUUUCCGUAACAGAAGCUGUUAUGCCGUUUUUGGGGCAGUUUGGAUUCAGAAAAGGUGACAUCAUACAACAAAAUCAAGUACGAGAGGCCGUUGUCAGUUAUGGUAACAAACAUGUGAGUACUUAUUUUAUUAGGUGGGAGAUAAUGAGACUUAUAGUAAACUUAGCAUUGCGUAUUAUAUUACUUUUAUACUCUAUUCAUAUACAGAUAAAUUUUGUUAGAUUUACGAAAUUUACUUUUUUAGAAUCUCGUCAAAAACAAGAAUAUUGAACUUGACGACCAACUACAAACUCUGAUGAGAAACUUCCUGCCUGCUACAGUACCAUUAAACGAUGUGGUGCAAAAGUUAGUAGGUCAGAUGACAAAGACAAUAAUGGUUACUCUGGAAGAUGGAAGAAAGAACAUAAAGCGAAAUCAAGUGCCUAAUAUCGAGUUCAAGGUAAGGCUAUGCUGUUAUCAUAAAUGUACAUUACAAUGUAAUGUAACAUAAAUUAUGAAUUUCUAAUUUUUACCGACAUUAUAACAGCUAACCAUACAUUGCACAAGGUAAUCAAUUCCUAUUUAAAGAUUGAAAAGAGGUCAGGCAACAAGACCGUCACCCUGGUGAAUAACUUCUUGUUCUUCGGAAUCGACCCAAAAGUUUUUUCAAAGAAAAUACAGAAUGCUAUGGCUACGGGAGCCUCCAUCAAUCAAGAUGUGCCAAACUGUGAAGGGCCACAACUACUUGUACAUGGUAAUCAUGUCAAUUACAUCGGAGAACUACUCCAGAACGAGUUCGGUAUCAACAAAAAGUAUAUCAAAGGUCUAGAACUAGGUCUUAAGCAAAAGAAAGGCAAAAAGUAG